Molecule: messenger RNA, 2480 nt
Organism: Cyprinus carpio (common carp)
Lineage: Eukaryota; Metazoa; Chordata; Actinopteri; Cypriniformes; Cyprinidae
Product: tumor necrosis factor receptor superfamily member 11A
Biological process (GO): response to interleukin-1; ossification; positive regulation of bone resorption
Cellular component (GO): external side of plasma membrane
Molecular function (GO): cytokine binding; tumor necrosis factor receptor activity
Source: RefSeq, a predicted model, not a curated record
UUAACGGUACCUCACAACUUAAAAGUACAAUGUAUCUUCACUGCACUUUGUCUAUAAGCGUAAACUAACGCGAUACAUGUGCUUGACGUGGCGUGGUAAACUAAAUUGCUACAGAGUUGAACGCUAGUGACUGACAGUGAUUGUCUGGUUAAAUGAACGUCACCCCGUUUAUAUGUGGACUACUUUGAUUACGAGAAAUGGGAGGAGCGUGUGAAAAAACUGAGCAGCUUCUACAUGACUGCAGAGCAGUGGAAACACAGGGAGAGCAGCAGUCGAGGCGUGGGUGAGUGAACAUCAUGGGACAUGCUCUCAGCGAAUGAACUACAGCAGUCUGGAGCUUCAUCCCAGAGCGCGCAGACGUCUGCUGCUGAAUCUCACUGGACAAUACAACAGCGCUGAAGCGGAGAUUACACAGUCCUGCUUUAAAGUUUAGAAUAAUGAGAGUGAAUUUUUCUGCUAGUUGGAUAUUUCAAGGAUGGAUCACACACUUCGUUCUUGCUCUGUGCACGCAGGCAGGACUGGCCAUAAGCUGCCAACUAAAUGAAUAUGAGCACAACGGGGGAUGCUGCAGAAAAUGUGAACCAGGAAAAUACGUUUUCGCCCAUUGCGACAGCAACUCGAGCACAAAGUGCCGUGGUUGUGGCCAUGAAGAAUAUCAGCCGGAAUGGAACAGUGACACUAAAUGUAUUCCUCAGAAGUUCUGUGAUGAGGGUAAAGGAUUUAACCGCACUCGUUUACACAACCCUACAGCGGCUGAACCCUGUCAGUGCAAGCAGGGUUUCCACUGCUCUCUGAUCAACUGCGAAUACUGUGAGGCCAUUAAAAAAUGUCCUGCAGGAGAAGGAGUCGUAAUGGGAGAGACGGGCAGAGCUUCCUGUGUGCCUUGUCAAUAUGGAUAUUUCUCAGAUUCCAUAUCUAUAGAAGCCUGCAAGAAAUGGACAGAUUGUAAAGCUAUCGGCAAAACAGAGAAACAGUCAGGAAGCUCUAAGACAGAUGUGGUGUGUGGAGUCCAUUCUCCUGGUAUGACACCCUGGGUGCUGGUGGCCAUCCUCUCGGUCAUCAUUGUGGUGUCCCUGGUUGUUCUCUUUUUGUUUUGCUGCAAGGAUAAGCUGAACUUCCUCUCAGUAAAUCUACGCACUUGCGUCCAAAACCUGAAAGGAAGCAGGAAUCAACAGGAAACUGUGACUUCAUACCACGGUGGCAACGGUCCACAAACCCUCCCUCUGAUCUGCCAAGAACUAACCCCCUCAGAGCCCCUGAUCACAUGUCCCAGCACCCAAUUAACCAUUCUUGACGAAACAUCGACUCCUACAGACCAAGAACAGGACCAGGACCGAGCCGAAACCUCAUCAGGCAGCUCCAGCGAGGACUCCGGAGUUGGGUCUGUGUCUCCUCUCUCAGGCAGCUCCUGCAGCUGUGCGUUUCCCAUGAAGGAGCCCAUGGAGGUCGGAGAGAAUGAGGACUGCAGUCAGCUGGUGGCCACGGGUUUGGCGACAUGCUGCUCUUGCAGGACAGGAGACGCCAUUGGAGAAAACGUGCAGGCCGUCGACCUGAAAGAACCUCUGCUGUGUGAGAGCUGCACGUCAGACGUCCUGCCAGCCUGCGAUUACAUGGGUCUGCAGCGCUCCCAGGAACUCUGUCUGGACUAUAGCAGCCCUGCUGGCAAAGAAGCCAUGUCAGAGAUGAGAGGCAUCUACGGGGAGCGAGGUCCGGUUGAAGGGCUGUAUAGACAGAACGAACCUUGCUGCUGCAGCAUAGACUCCACCACCGUUCCACCUCUGCCGUCGGUCAGCUCUAAUGACCAGGGUCUUUCACUGAUCCACAGCGAUGACCACAAACUGUCCGACCCCGAUGCAGACUUCCAGAACCAGUGCUCAGAAUCCGCUCUCACAUCUGGUCAGGUGACAGGAAACAACAACACUACUUUUAUCUCCAGCGGACAGGUGAUGAACUUCAGCGGUGAGGUCAUCGUGGUGUACGUCAGUCAAACGUCACUGGGGAGCAGCGGAGGAACAGACGAACCCUUCAGCUGCCCGGUUCAGGAAGAAUCCAACGAUGACAGUUUUCAAAGCGAGCCCAAAUCCAACAUAACCACAACACCGCAGGCCAAGAGCAGGAGCGGACACCUGGAAAAACACCUGCCCGUGCAGGAAAUGACCAACGACUGGUCCUGGCAGAAAUAAAAAGCUGCAAACAUUUCCUACUAGACUGGAAUUGACUGUCUCUUUUUCAAAUGAUUAUUAUUGAUUAAUGACGGGCGUUCGACAGCCCGUAUAGCAACUAGAGUGCUAUUUCGUGAAAAAUGCUAUGCAUUUGUUUAUUUCAUAUAAAUUAGCUACUUGUUGUCGGUUUUGCGGUUUCAGCUUUGAGAGGAUCUCGGUGAGCAGUAAAAGUCAAGAACAUUCACCCCAGAAUGUCUCAUUUUCAGACAAUCUCUAUGCUGAGGAGCCAAAUAAAGAGCGUCUUAAAGAAACAAAAAA